AUGCACCAUGCAGCUCUCGACGGCAACACUCUCUUCUUGUUUCUGAAAUCAUGGGCUCACAUAUGCAAACAAUUUCAUCAAUCUAAUGAUAUUUGGUUACCGGAUCAGCUCAAACCAUUUUAUGACAGAAGCCUUCGAAUUCACAAGCGCGAAGAUACAAGCUUUACGGAAAUAUGUCAUGACCAGAAUGAAAGAGAUCAGCACAAACAGCAACAAGAACGUGAUCCAUCGUUUCAUAUGUCAACGUUUUCGCUAACGUGCGCGUACACAUGGGUUUGCUUAGUAAAAGUAGAACAAGGAGAGGAAGAAGAAAUAAAAGGGGACAAAAUACUUGCAGAAGGAAAAGGACUUCUGGGAGAAGACGGGUUGGUUGUGGCGGUAAAUGCGAUCAGUGAAGCCAUUAAAGGUUUGGACAACGGGGGUGUUUCGAAUGGCGCGGAAGAUUUGGUUUCAAGAUUGUACCUCUCUGAUGGACAGAAUAGUAGUGCUGCUGAACCUCGCAGAGUGUAUACGACUGGAUCGCAUCGGUUUGACAUUUGUGGCACUGAUUUUGGAUGGAGAAGGCCGAGGAGUACUGAAGUGUUUCGAAAAAAUGGCACCGGAGCGAUCACUUUUUCAGAUGGCAAGAACGGUGGUGGCGCUGUUGACAUUGGGUUGGUUUUGGAAAAACAUCAUAUGGAGGCUUUUGCAUCUCUAUAUGCCAAAGGUCUUGAAACCCUUUGA
Messenger RNA from Malus domestica (apple), 723 nucleotides. NCBI's taxonomy places the organism in Eukaryota, Viridiplantae, Streptophyta, Magnoliopsida, Rosales, Rosaceae. The record is from RefSeq and is a predicted model, not a curated record.